Nerophis lumbriciformis (worm pipefish) is the source of this 1719-nucleotide messenger RNA. Lineage: Eukaryota; Metazoa; Chordata; Actinopteri; Syngnathiformes; Syngnathidae. The record is from RefSeq and is a predicted model, not a curated record.
AUGCAUGACUUAUGUACGACGUGAUGGGAGGAUACUGUGGCUAGUACUUUCAUCAGGAUACAAGGAGAGACCUCCCAUGCCCCCCAAUUUGGCGGAGGCCCAGUCAGAAUGAAGAAGAUCAGCCUGAAGACCAUUCGGAAGUCGCUGAGCAUAAAGGGCAAAGAGGACGGGGACUUUGUCAUGCUCCAGCAGCCCCCUGUAAGCACAGAGUUCUCUAAGGACGAGUCACUUUUUGGUGGCUGCUACACCAAAGACCUUUCAGGGUGUGAUCUGGGCUGCGAGGAAGACAAAGGUGGGCAAAAUAAGAGCCGGUCAAAGAGCGAAGGCCUGAUGGGUUCACUUAAGAGAAGGCUGUCCGCAAAACAGAAGGCAAAGAGCAAAGCCGGCUCAUCAGCCAUUAGCUCAACAGACGACGAGGACACCUUCUCCUCCUCUUCUGUACCCAUCGGCUUCAACGAGGUCAAAGCCCAGAGACCUCUAAGGUCUUCGUCGCUACGGAGUCACCACUACAGCCCCUCGCCGUGGCCUCUGCGGCCAGUUAACUCUGACGACGCCUGCAUAAAGAUGGAGGUCAAAGUUAAAGCCAUGGUUCACUCGCCGAGCCCCAGUCCCACAUUGAACGGCAUCCGAAAGGAAUUCAGCGAUUUUCAGAUGGAUGGGCUCUUUCAGGACCAACCCGAAUCCUUAAAAAACAUUCAGCAGCCACAAAACGGUGAACUGCACCUGAAUAUUGAAGAUAAUGAUGUGCCUGUAGUGCUGGGGCUGACGCCCCAAGACUACAUUCAGUACACAAUGCCUUUAGAUGAGGGAAUGUACCCAGAAGGGUCCCACUCCUUCUGUCUGGACACCGCAUCUCCUAUGGAGGUGGGGGCAGAGGCGGACAAUGGGUCCCCACUGAUGGAUCAGGGACAGGAGGAGCAUGAAAUGGUUGGUGGCUUGCCUCCAGAUCUCUUCAUGGACACCUCAGUUAAUAGUCUUCUUAUCGGUUCUGCUGACAUGAUGCUUCAAAGCCCAAGAGGAGAGGUCCCGCCUCCUCUCUCGCCUCUCUUGCCUCCCAUGAGCAGUAAUGGUCGUUUUCCCCGGACUUUCUCUACCUUCAGCUCUUCAGACAGCCAAGUUGCUGAAAGGGUUAGACACCACCUCAACUUUGAUCCCAAUUCAGCUCCUGGAGUCAGCAGAGUUUACGACUCUGUCCAAAGCAGCGGGCCCAUGGUGGUGACCAGCUUGACGGAGGAGCUGAAGAAGCUCGCCAGGCAGGGUUGGUACUGGGGCCCCAUCACACGUUGGGAGGCGGAGGAAAAGCUCAUUAACUUGGCCGACGGCUCGUUUUUGGUCCGAGACAGCUCGGAUGACAGGUACCUGCUCAGCCUGAGUUUUAGGUCACAGAGCAAAACUCUCCACACCCGCAUCGAACACUCCAACGGACGCUUCAGCUUCUAUGAGCAACCUGACGUAGAAGGACACACGUCUAUCGUAGACCUCAUAGAACACUCGAUAAAAGACUCGGAGAACGGUGCUUUUUGUUAUUCCAGGUCUCGCUUACCAGGGUCUGCAACCUACCCAGUCAGACUCACCAACCCCGUAUCUCGGUUUAUGCAAGUACGCUCGCUGCAGUACCUUUGUCGCUUUGUCAUUAGACAGUACACAAGGAUAGACCUUAUCCAGAAACUGCCCUUGCCUAACAAGAUGAAAGAUUACCUACAGGAAAAGCACUACUGA